This is a messenger RNA of Schistocerca piceifrons (Central American locust), 993 nucleotides long. RefSeq names its product viral IAP-associated factor homolog (gene viaf). Gene Ontology annotation, cellular component: cytoplasm. The record is from RefSeq and is a predicted model, not a curated record. The coding region runs from base 262 to 975 and encodes 237 amino acids. NCBI's taxonomy places the organism in Eukaryota, Metazoa, Arthropoda, Insecta, Orthoptera, Acrididae. The transcript has 5 exons. Gene Ontology annotation, biological process: protein folding.
CAUGAAACAUAGUUGUCAUCUAAAAUAUGGUCUGUCAUGACUCACGCUGCCUGCAGGGGAUGGUGGCCUAGUUGAAUCUGCUGGUGAAAGUGAAGCAGAGCGUUAGAAGAUUAAAUUCUGACUGUCAGGGGAUGUACUGAUAGCUUUUUUACUUCAGGAACGGACUGUUGUUAAAUCUUACAACUGCAAUAAAAUGCAGGUUCGUAGGUACUUGGUUGUUCUCUUUUUCAGAUACGGGACACGAGGAUCCAGUGCCCUUAUAUGGAUCCAAAUGAAGAUACGGAGUGGAAUGCAGCGUUGCGAAGACAUGGUAUUCUUCCUGCAAAGGAAAAGGAAAUUACUGAAGAGGAAGUACUAAAUAUUGUUGAAGCAACUAUAGAAGAGAAGCAGUCCAAAGGAACAAAAAAAUUAGAACAGUGUACUCUUGAUGAACUGGAUGAAUUAGAAGAUGAAGAAGAUGAGAGAGUGUUACUGGAGUAUCGCAGAAAGCGAAUUGCUGAGAUGCAAGCAGAAGCUGCAAAGUCAAAGUUUGGUGAGGUAAAGGAGAUAAGUGGAGAAGAUUAUGUUCAAGAAGUCAACAAAGCUGGUGAAAAUAUUUGGGUAGUCUUGCAUUUAUAUAAACAAGGCAUCCCAUUAUGUGCAUUACUCAAUCAGCAUUUAUCACAACUUGCCGCAAAAUUUCCAGCCACAAAAUUUUUGAAAAGCAUAUCAACAACAUGUAUACCAAAUUUUCCUGACAGCAACUUACCAACUAUUUUUAUAUAUUAUGAAGGAGAACUCAUUAAACAAAUGGUUGGGCCUUUAAACUUCCGUGGAAUGAAUAUGACUGUUGAAGAGCUUGAGUGGAUACUAGGAGAAGCUGGUGCUGUGAAAACAACACUUGAAGAAGAUCCAAGACCUAAAAUUAAGGAUGUGCUCUUUUCUAAGCUAAAAAAUACAGCUGAUGAUGAUGAUAGUGAUAAUAAUGACUGGUAAUAAAAGCAAGACUCAGUC